Molecule: messenger RNA, 1239 nt
Organism: Trifolium pratense (red clover)
Lineage: Eukaryota; Viridiplantae; Streptophyta; Magnoliopsida; Fabales; Fabaceae
Product: aspartic proteinase CDR1-like
Exons: 1
Coding region: 19-1239 (406 amino acids)
Cellular component (GO): extracellular region
Source: RefSeq, a predicted model, not a curated record
UAUAGAGAACAAGACAAUAUGGUUUUUUCAAAAUCAUUUUAUACAUACUUAACCAUCAUUUCUCUAUUGUUCAAUCUUUUUCACUUUUCAUACAUUGAAGCUCAGAAUGACGGAUUCACCGUCAACCUGAUUCGAAAAAGGCCUAACAAUAUUAUUACAAAUGGUGUACAAGCACCUACAAAGGCCUACCUUGGUCAGUAUCUUAUGGAGUUGUAUAUUGGAACUCCGCCGAUAAAAAUAUUGGCGGAGGUAGACACAGGAAGUGACCUUGUAUGGGUCCAAUGUGUACCAUGCCCUGGGUGUUACGAACAAAUUAAUCCCAUGUUCGAUCCUCUAAAAUCUUCUACUUACAAUAAUAUCUCAUGUGAUUCGCCUUUGUGUCAACAACUUUACUCACAUGGGUGUUCUCCCGAGAAUAUUUGCAAUUACAACUACGGCUAUGCAGAUAAUUCAGUAACAAAUGGCCUUCUUGCACAAGAAACAAUUACCUUAACAUCAAACACAGGAAAAUCGGUUGGCGUUCCAAAAAUUCUUUUUGGUUGCGGACAUAACGACACUGGGAAUUUUAAUGAUCAUGAGAUGGGUAUCAUUGGUCUCGGAAAUGGACCAAUGUCACUCAUUUCUCAAUUAGGUCCUUUAUCUGGAGGAAAAAAGUUUUCUCAAUGUUUAGUUCCAUUCCAUACUGAUAUUAGCAUUUCAAGCAAAAUGAGUUUUGGAAAAGGGAGUGAAGUAUUAGGGGUUGAUGUGGUUACUACACCUCUGGUUUCUACGGAACAAGACAUACAAUAUUCUGUUACAUUACUAGGCAUUAGUGUGGAAGAGACAUUUUUGCCCUUUGAUACUAAUAUUGCAAAGGGUAACAUUAUGAUUGAUUCAGGGACACCACCGACUUAUUUACCGCAAGCAUUGUAUGAUAGAGUGGCUACUGAAGUUAGAAAUAGGGUUUCAUUGAAACCUAUUUUGGACGAUCCUAGUAUUGGUGAUCAACUUUGUUAUCGUACACAAAAUAAUCUUAAUGGGCCAACACUAACGUUUCAUUUUGAAGGUGCAAAUGUAACUUUAACGCCGGUCCAAAUCUUCAUUCCACCAAAAGACGGUGUUUUUUGCUUGGCAUUAGCUAAAAAUAGUGGUAAUGAUCCAAGCAUUUAUGGUAAUUUUGCACAGUCAAAUUAUUUAAUUGGAUUUGAUCUGGAAAAACAAGUGGUCUCUUUCAAGCCAACAGAUUGCACCAAACAUUAG